This is a messenger RNA of Poecilia reticulata (guppy), 3278 nucleotides long. NCBI's taxonomy places the organism in Eukaryota, Metazoa, Chordata, Actinopteri, Cyprinodontiformes, Poeciliidae. The record is from RefSeq and is a predicted model, not a curated record.
UCGGUUAGCGGGAGCUAACACCAAACGGCUAACGAAGCUAACUGAGCUAACACAGACGACCCAACUAAUUUUUUAAAUCUUAAUCCAGUCUAACCGCGCUGGUCAGCUUUAAAACCUACUGGUAACAGUAACCGAGAAAACUGGUCGAGUGGUGACACCUUUCUGACCACAGUUAGUGACCCAACUCACCUUGGCGCCCGUUUCCUGCUCGCUGCCACCCGAGGACAGCAAUGAGACGCCUUCGUCUGAAGACGAGCACGACCUGUUGGACUUGAACUCUGACCUGACCAUGAAACAGAGCAUCAGUUCGUCCAGGAAGACAAUCAGUCAGAUCAUCAGGGACAAGAAGAAACAAACGCAGCUAACGCUACAGUGGCUGGAGGAGAACUACAUCGUGUGUGAAGGAGUGUGUCUGCCUCGUUGCAUCCUUUAUGCUCACUAUCUGGACUUCUGCAGGAAAGAGAAACUGGAACCCGCAUGUGCUGCUACGUUUGGAAAGACAAUCCGACAAAAGUUUCCUCUUCUGACAACAAGACGACUCGGCACCAGAGGACACUCCAAAUAUCAUUACUAUGGAAUUGGGAUCAAAGAGAGCAGCGCGUAUUAUCACUCCGUGUAUUCAGGUAAAGGUCUGACCAGAUUUUCAGGAAGUAAGCUCAAGAAUGAGGGUGGCUUCACCAGGAAAUACUCUCUGAGCUCUAAAACCGGAACGCUGCUCCCGGACUUCCCCAACGCCCAGCACCUCGUGCUGCAGGGAAAUAUUCCCAGAGAAAAGGUUGACACUCUGAUCAUGAUGUAUAAAACUCACUGCCAGUGCAUCCUGGAUAACGCCAUCAAUAUCAACUUUGAAGAGAUCCAGAAUUUCCUGCUCCACUUCUGGCAGGGAAUGCCCGACCAUCUGCUGCCGCUGCUGGAAAACCCGAUUAUAGUCGACAUCUUCUGCGUCUGUGACUCCAUCCUCUACAAGGUUCUAACUGACGUUUUAAUUCCGGCAACGAUGCAGGAAAUGCCUGAGAGUUUAUUGGCAGACAUAAGGAACUUUGCCAAACACUGGGAACACUGGUUGGCCUCGUCCCUGGAGAACCUCCCAGAAUGCCUUGCAGCGAAGAAGCUCCCCAUCGCACGGCGCUUCGUCUCCUCCCUGAAGAGGCAGACGUCUUUCCUGCACCUGGCGCAGAUUGCCCGGCCGGCUCUUUUCGACCAAACUGUGGUGACCGGCAUGGUUCUGGACAUCGACUGCGUGGACCUCAGCAGCAUCAACUCACAGCCGCUGCUCAGCGCGUCGGCAGCCGCAGACCAGGAAUCGGAUAUUUACUCUGAGUAUGAUUCCAUCAGUGUUUUUCAGGAACUGAAGGAGCUGCUGAGGAAAAAUGCCACAGUUGAGUCGUUCAUUGAGUGGCUGGACUCGGUGGUGGAGCACAAAGUCAUCAAGCCUGGCAAGCAGUGCGGUCGAUCCGUGAAGAAGCGAGCUCAGGACUUCCUCCUCCGGUGGAGCUUCUUUGGUGCCCGGAUCAUGCACAACCUCACGCUCAACAACGCCUCCAGCUUCGGUUCCUUCCACCUGAUCCGGAUGCUGUUAGACGAGUACAUCCUGCUGGCGCUGGAGACGCAGUUCAACAACGACAAGGAGCAGGACCUGCAGAACCUUCUGGAAAAAUACAUGAAAAAUGCAGAUGCCAGUAAAGCUGCGUUCAUGGCGUCGCCCAGUUCCUGUUUCCUGGCGAACCGAAACAAGGCCCCCGCCUCCGUCGACCAAUCGGUGAAGAACGAAUCCUUGGGAGGACACGCCUACAUGCCUCUGUCGACCAAUCAGCAGCAGGAUCUGGAAGCUAAAGCCGUCCUCUAUCAGGGGAACGAUGGUUCCGGCUUCACGUCUUCAGGCGGUCAGAUGGACUUCUCUCAGGUCAGCGGACCCCUCAUGACGCCGCCCAUCUCCCCGGCCGCGCUGGCCCACCGGGGCUCCGUCAUCAACCAGGGGCCCAUGGCGGGGAGGCCCCUGACGCCCUCUUCCUCGUCCUGCUCCUUCUCCUCAUCCUCCUGCCUCUCCUCUCUCAGUGAAAUCACGCAGCCCAGCCCCUGCUCCUCGUACCCGGAGACCCUGUACCACUGCGUGCCGCAGUCCGGCGGGUUUUUUCCCGCCGCCGGCAGCGGGCCCUCGGCUCAGAACUACCAAACUGCUCCCAGGUCUCAGGUCCAGAAUCCCUGCCUGACAGCAAUUCAGACCCAUAAUCCUCCUCUGGGGUGCCAUCUGGCCCGGUACCCGUCCCUGGGCGAUCCGGCCCUGAGCAAGGACGGUUUCUACCCUCUGUCGGUCCAUCACUCCUCUAGCAGUGGCGACUGCUCCCUGACGGCGUACGGCGCCGCGGUCCGCCCGCCUUCCAGAUACACGCCGGGUCCCGAACCGGUCCAGACAGAACCGGGUCUGGAUCAGCAGGCGGCGGCUCAGAUUCUGGACGCGGCAGACGGUUUUGGCUUCAUGGGGCCCGGACUGAACAUCUCUGGCGGCGGCGGCUGUCAGGGGUCGGCGUACGGCGUUCUGGGUCAUGGCGGUUUCUAUGGCAACAGCAGCUUCUUGGGCAGCCAGCGAGUGAAUCCUUUGGUCGAUCAGCACGUGUCCGUCAUCAGCAGCGUGGGAAGCCUUCGCCCGUUCUCCGCAGCGUUCUCCGAGGUCCACGACCCGCUGAACAUCCUGGACGAACCGGGAAGGAAAACAUCAGGAAGCUUCUUCAGCGAGGCAGAAUCUGGAACAGGUCAUCCUCUUCCCGCCUCCGGAUCUGCGACCUGCAUGUUCGGACUUCCGUCUCCGUUCAGCUCCCAGGACGCUCUGACGUCUCUGCAGCGCGGCGGCGCCGCGUCCUCAGAGGUGCAGGACCUGGUUUCCUCGCUGCCGCCCAUCAACACCGUGUUCAUGGGGGGCGCGCAGUGAUCGCACAAACACACAGAAAGAAAUAACUGUUUUAUAACGAACUGCUAUUCUCAUAUUAACUUAUGGAAAAUAACUAAUACACACUGAAAUGAUAUUGAAAAGAACUGCAUAAGUUUCUGUCUCUUCCUGCCUUCUGUGUAUAAAUAAAAUGAGAAGCUGACUGACCGCACAACAUGUGAGAAACGACCCGGAUUGUUUUUGUCGCUGCUGGUUUAGUUCCAGAGACGAAACUAUUUUAAACUGGUAGCUACAGGUAUUAGGAAGAUCCGGGUGUUUAUUUCAUCCUCUAAACUUGCGAAGCAGAACAAAAGGAAGAAAUAUGUAAAUGUUAUUAAAAUGUGUUUUCAGAAGA